Molecule: messenger RNA, 645 nt
Organism: Cloeon dipterum
Lineage: Eukaryota; Metazoa; Arthropoda; Insecta; Ephemeroptera; Baetidae
Gene: mRpL52
Product: mitochondrial ribosomal protein L52
Exons: 3
Coding region: 167-574 (135 amino acids)
Biological process (GO): mitochondrial translation
Cellular component (GO): mitochondrial large ribosomal subunit
Molecular function (GO): structural constituent of ribosome
Source: RefSeq, a predicted model, not a curated record
GAUUAUUAUUGAUUGAGAUUUUUGUUGGCAACACUUGUAAGUAAAGAAAAACAAAUCGCCGCAUUGAGGGUUUUCGGGUUUUGGACUUAGCAGUGUUUUCGUGCAUUGUAAACUGUUUUAAACCUCAUAGUUAUCCGAAUUUUCUUUCACUUUAAACGUUAACAAGAUGCAGAUUGCCAAUUUAAGCACACCUAUCGUAAGACUCCCUUUCUUGAGGCACAUUUCUUUAAAUCCAUUCUCCACGAGCUCAACCAUGUGUGAUUACAAGUUCAGACUGAGAAACAAGCUACCGAUAAACCAUAACGCCUCAGGCCCCCUGACAGACGGCCCGGACUUCUCAUACUUGGACAGCAAUAAGCCCGCACCUCCUGGCAAAGGACAACUGAAGAGACUUUUGAAGAACCAACAGCUAGCUAAUACUGUGUUGAAGCUGAAUGCGGAGAUACAAUUCGCAAUUGACGCUGAGAAAAGACUGCAGCUAGAAGCUCAGCAAGAGACUCAGAAAAUCCUUGACGCCAAACUUAAGCCUAAGGGUGAUGCAUUAAUUUCCCAAAGAUCCAGAAAACUCAAGUGAUGCAAUAAUUUAAAAGAAAAUAAAGAAGUUAGUGUUAAUUAACAGAAGAAGGAAAAAACUCCAAUUAUACU